This is a messenger RNA of Microcebus murinus (gray mouse lemur), 4309 nucleotides long. RefSeq names its product MER proto-oncogene, tyrosine kinase (gene MERTK). Lineage: Eukaryota; Metazoa; Chordata; Mammalia; Primates; Cheirogaleidae. Gene Ontology annotation, biological process: phagocytosis; protein phosphorylation; multicellular organism development. The record is from RefSeq and is a predicted model, not a curated record. Gene Ontology annotation, cellular component: signaling receptor complex; plasma membrane. Gene Ontology annotation, molecular function: protein binding; ATP binding; transmembrane receptor protein tyrosine kinase activity.
CUCCCGCCCGCGGCUCGGCUCAGCCACUCCGGCGCUUACUGCCCUGGCCGCCCGGACUGUGGCGCUUCGCCGGCGCACUCGGCGGGCGACAGGGCAGGUUCGGGACGUCCCUCUGUCCGUUCGUCCGUCCGUCUGGAGAGAAUUUCCAGAUCUGCGGCCCCGGGAUGGGGGCGGCCCCGCCGCCGCUACUGCUGGGGCUCUUCCUCCCUGCACUCUGGAGUAGAGCUAUCACUGAGGCGAGGGAAGAAGCCAAGCCCCACCUGACAUUCCCACGACCUUUGCCAAGGAGCCUGCAAGAUGACCACAUGCCACUUUCCUUCCCCCACACCAGCGAGCACCAGCCUGCCUUGAUGCUUUCACCAACCCAGCCUGGAAGACCAGAUGCUGGAGACACAGUCGUCCCCCAGGUGGCCUCUGCCGAGUCGAAGCUUCUCCCACCCAUUGCAUUUAAUCACACGGUUGGACACAUAGUGCUUUCUGAACAUAAGGAUGUCAAAUUUAAUUGCUCAAUCAAUGUACCUAAUAGGUACCAGGACACCACAAUUUCUUGGUGGAAAGAUGGGAAGGAAUUGCUUGGGGCACAUCACGCAGUUACACAGUUUUAUCCGGAUGAUGAAGUUACAGCAAUAAUCGCUUCCUUCAGCAUAACCAGCGUGCAGCGUUCUGACAAUGGGUCAUAUAUAUGUAAGAUGAAAAUAAAUAAUGAAGAGAUCGUAUCCGACCCCAUCUACAUCGAGGUACAAGGACUUCCUCACUUUACCAAGCAGCCCGAGAGCAUGAAUGUCACCAGAAACACAGCCUUCAACCUCACCUGUCAGGCUGUGGGCCCACCUGAGCCGGUCAACAUUUUUUGGGUUCAAAACAGCAGCCGUGUUAAUGAACAGCCUGAAAAAUCCCCCUCUGUUCUAACUGUUCCUGGUCUGACUGAGAUGGCAGUCUUCAGCUGUGAGGCCCACAAUGACAAGGGGCUGACGGUGUCCAAGGGCGUGCAGGUCAACAUCAAAGCAAUCCCCUCCCCGCCAACUGCGGUCUACGUGCACAACAGUACAGCACACAGCAUUCUGAUCUCCUGGGUCCCCGGUUUUGAUGGAUACUCCCCGUUCCGGAAUUGCAGCAUUCAGGUCAAGGAAGUCGAUCCGCUGAGUAAUGGCUCAGUCAUGAUUUUUAACACCUCUGCCUCGCCACAUCUGUACCGGAUCGAGCAGCUGCAAGCCCUGGCCAAUUACAGCAUCGGUGUUUCCUGCAUGAACGAAGUAGGCUGGUCCCCAGCCAGCCCUUGGGUUCUGGCCGGCACGACCGAAGGAGCCCCGUCAGCAGCCCCUUUAAACGUCACUGUGUCUCUGAAUGACUCUAGCAACGAUGUGGACGUCAGAUGGGUGCAGCCGCCAAUUAAGCGCCAGGAUGGGGAGCUGGUGGGCUACCGGAUCUCUCACGUGUGGCAGAGCGUGGGGACUUCCAAAGAGCUGUUUGAGGAAGUCGGCCACAAUGGCAGCCAUGCUCGGAUUUCUGUUCAAGUCCACAACGCCACGUGCACAGUGAGGAUUGCGGCCAUCACCAAAGGGGGUGUCGGGCCCUUCAGUGACCCAGUGCAGAUCUUUAUCCCCACUCGUGGUUGGGUAGAUUAUGCCCCUUCAUCAACUCCGGCGCCUGGCAACACAGAUCCUGUGCUCAUCAUCCUCGGCUGCUUUUGUGGAUUUAUUUUGAUUGGGUUGGUUUUAUAUAUCGCACUGGCCAUUAAAAAAAGAGUCCAGGAGACAAAGUUUGGGAACGCGUUCACAGAGGAGGAUUCUGAAUUAGUCGUAAACUAUAUACCAAAGAAGUCCUUCUGUCGGCGAGCCAUCGAACUUACCUUGCGGAGCUUGGGAGUCAGCGAGGAGCUACAAAAUAAACUAGAGGAUGUUGUGAUUGACAGGAAUCUUCUAGUUCUUGGAAAAAUUCUGGGCGAAGGAGAGUUUGGGUCUGUGAUGGAAGGAAAUCUUAAGCAGCAAGAUGGGACCUCUCAAAAAGUAGCAGUGAAGACCAUGAAAUUGGACAACUUUUCACAGCGGGAGAUCGAGGAGUUCCUCAGUGAGGCAGCAUGUAUGAAAGACUUCAGCCACCCAAAUGUCAUCCGACUUCUAGGCGUAUGUAUAGAAAUGAGCUCUCAAGGCAUCCCAAAGCCCAUGGUGAUUUUGCCCUUCAUGAAAUAUGGGGACCUGCAUACCUAUUUGCUGUACUCCCGACUGGAGACAGGACCAAAGCAUAUUCCUCUGCAGACACUACUGAAGUUCAUGGUGGAUAUCGCCCUGGGAAUGGAGUAUCUCAGCAACAGGAACUUUCUUCAUCGAGAUUUAGCUGCUCGAAACUGCAUGUUGCGAGAUGACAUGACUGUCUGUGUUGCGGACUUUGGCCUCUCCAAGAAGAUUUACAGCGGCGAUUACUACCGCCAAGGCCGCAUCGCUAAGAUGCCUGUAAAAUGGAUUGCCAUAGAGAGUCUUGCAGACCGAGUCUACACAAGUAAAAGUGACGUGUGGGCAUUUGGCGUGACCAUGUGGGAAAUCGCCACGCGGGGAAUGACUCCCUAUCCCGGGGUGCAGAACCAUGAGAUGUAUGACUAUCUUCUCCACGGCCACAGGCUGAAGCAGCCCGAGGACUGCCUGGAUGAGCUGUAUGAAAUAAUGUACUCUUGCUGGAGAGCUGAUCCCCUGGACCGACCUACCUUUUCAGUGUUGAGGCUGCAGCUAGAAAAGCUCUUGGAGAGUUUGCCUGAUGUUCAGGACAAAGCAGAUAUCAUUUACAUCAACACGCCGCUGCUGGAGAGCUCGGAGGGCCUGGCCGAGGGCUCUGUGCUCCCUCCGCUGGACAUGAACAUUGACCCCGACUCUAUAAUCACCUCCUGCACUCCCAGCGCUGCUAUCAGCGUGGUCACAGCAGAGGUUCAUGAGAACAGACCUCACGAAGGAAGGUACAUCCUGAACGGGGGCAGUGAGGAAUGGGAAGAGCUGGCUUCUGCCGCCUCUGCUGCAGUCACGGGUGAAAAGAACGGUGUUUUCCCGGAGGACAGACUUGUAAGGAAUGGGGUCUCCUGGUCCCUCUCUAGCACCCUGCCCUUGGGGAGCCCAUUGUCAGACGAACUUUUGUUUGCCGACGACUCCUCAGAAGGCUCAGAAGUCCUGAUGUGAGGAGAGCCGGGAGGAGGCAUUCCAGAAUCAAGUCCAUCCCUCUGCUUUAGGAGAAUCCAAUUAGGCCUGAUGUUUUUGGUAUUUGUUUUUCUUACCAAGUAACCUCCAUGGCCCCAAAGCACCAGAUGAAUGUUGUCGGGUAAGUCGUCAUUAAAAAUACAUAAUAUAUAUUUAUUUAAAGAGAAGAAACAUAUAUGUAUAUGGUGGAAAGAGAUGAGGAUAUUAUAUUUUAAUAAAAGAUGACUUAUUUCACUGAUCUUGCAGAUCUUAAAAUCUAAGCUUCAGCUGUUCUUUGAUACUAACAUUUGUGCAGAGUCAGUUAUUUUUUAAGUUUCUUUUAAGUCUUUUCAUGACUGUUAAAUGUAAAAUAUUUGUAAAAUGAAAUGCCCUAUUUGACUUGGCUCCUGGUCUUCAUGUAUUUGAUAAGAAUGAGUCACUUAAUAUUUAAAGUUUUAAAACUGAUUAAUUUUCUGAUGUGACUUCCUAAUAAAAUACGAAUGAAGAAGGACGUGUUGAACUUACUUGAGACCUGGAAAGACAGCAGUCGCUGGCAGCGUCAGUGCCUUUGCACAGGAAUUCUCCUAACACCCGGUCCUCAGUGCAAUUGCUCUCGCCAUUCUUGGCAUUAUUUUUUAGAGAGAUAGAAAAACCACUCCAGGAGUCCACAGAUGGGCAACAAGAAAUCUUAAAGGACUGAAAAAUACGAAGCAAGUAGGAAUAUGUAAGCUGUAAAGGAGAGUGUGGCAGUGAAGCCCUUCUCUGUUGGGAGGUGUGACUCACAGGUGGUAGGCAUGGGCAGGGGGCAGGCCACCACGGGCUGUGGGGCCGUGUGCACGUCCAGGCUUGGCCACUUUGUAACAGCUGUCGUUUGUUGAGCAGUUGUUAUGUUUCAAGAACUUUAUGUAAACUGUCUUAUUUGAUCUGUAUGUCAUUAUAUUAAUGCCACGGGUACCAGCACCAUUGUCACAUGUGGGCAAGGAAACUGAGGCUUUGAGAGACUGAAUAACCUGGUUAUGGCCCACAUCUAGAGAGUGGGGCAGCUGGAAUUUAGAAUGUCUGAUUCUGGCUGGCUGUAAGCAUGUGAUUUAGGGGUCUACUCCAGGACCUCUCGGCAUUUUAAUUUUUAUGUAAUAAACAUUUAACACUUG